AUGUUUUGCUCGCAUGACAUCUACAAUCGGACCCUCAGGAGGAUAUCUUCGCCCUCCAGCCCUGGAUAUACCGCUGACACGAGUUCACUGGAGGACUCUUCAGGCUCUGUGUCAUUUAGCCCCAUCAGAUCCCAGGUGCAGGCCCGAACAUCAGAGGAAGCCGAAAGAGCGAAAGACUCUUCAGAAGAGAAGAAGGAUCCGGAGAAUAAGCUUAGCAGAAUAUUCUCUCCAUCCAGUGGCUACUCCAGCCAAGAAGGCACAUCCACACAGGUUUCCAAAGAGUCCCACAGCCCAUCUCCGAGGCACAAGAGAGGCAUCUUCGCAAAGUUUCAACGGUUUUUUCCUGGGUCUGGUUCAACGCCACCUCCUCUCCGUGAGGAACUCAAACCUGUCACCACAGUUGAAACUGUCGGCCCUUCUGUAAGGGCCUUGAGGGAACUCUUCAACAUCCCUCCGCCACCUAAAAUCCACGCACCUCCACCGCCUCCUCCAGAGGUGUGGUUUCACAGCAAGUGUUCAUUUGAGCUGCUGCUGGGACCCCCGGCGCCUGAUAACCUUUACGCCAUCAUAAAGAGAAAUCCAAAGGACAGGAGACCACAGAGGCAGUCUCCUUCUGCAUCUGCAAAUAAUCUGAAUGUAACAGUGGAGUCCAUUAGCGGAGCCCUCCGUGUUCUGGAAACAAAGAAAGGUCAAGAAAGUGGGAUUUUGAGUUCAGAGGUUCACAAAGAGGACCUCGACAGACUGGCUGAGCAGAACGUUGAUUUGAAAGGAAAUGGGAAAGUGACAGAAAAAGAGGAGAAAGUGAGAGCAAGUGACAUAAUAAGCAGCAUGUUAGUGAAGGCCGUAGAGAAGCGUGAAGGAAGGCUAUGUGAGAGAAGAAGAGGUCAAACCAGCAUCCACACAAGACCCAGAUGUAAAGACUCACAUGGAUACGUUAACCACCAUUUAAUUAACACGCAUUACUCCAUCUCCUCCUCCGGCGCACCACCCUCCCCAACCAUAUCAGUCGUUGUGUCCCCCGAAGCCUCCUGGCCCCCACCGCCUCCACCAAUGGCAAAAGUGGGCCUCAAUGGGCCUGAUGAUGUUGACUUCCCUCUUUCGCCUCCCCCCAUGUUCGUGGUGAUCACAGACCAGGGACCUCCACCCCUGAAUAUCCCACCUCCCCCACCAUACACGGCUCCCCCUCCACCAGUUAAUGUAGUGUCCCCUCCUACAAUAAAAAAGGUCUCUUCUCCACCUCCUCCUAAAAUAACUUCUCCUCCGCCCAAAUCUAAGGAAAUUCCUCCUCCGCCACCACCCAAAGAAACUUCCCCUCCAACACCACCUAAGCAUGUUUCUCCUCCGCCACCACCUAAAGAGGUUUCUUCUCCACCACCACCUAAAGAAGUCUCUCCACCACCACCUAAGAAGGUUUCUCCUCCACCAUCACCUAAAAAGACAUCCCCUCCAACACCGCCUAAAGAAAUGUCUCCUCAAACAUCACCUAAGGGUAUUUCUCCUCCAUCACCACCUAAAGAAACUUCCCCUCCGUCACCACCUAAGGAGGUCUCUUCUACACCACUCGAGGCCCGCCCUGCUCACGUCAAUGAGGUCUCCAGCACACUGGUGACGGUGGUAUCUCCUCCACCAGUUAUCGAGGUCUCCGCUCCACCAGGUCCUGAAGACAUAUCCUGUCUGUCCACUGAAGAAGUGUCUCCUCCAUCUGCUCAAGAGAAGGCCUGUCAAUCUUCUGAGGAGGUCACACCUGUUAAGAGCUUUACUCCACCACUAACUAUUCCUCCUCCACCUUCCCUACAAUCACAGCCAAAUCCACCAGCGAAAGAACUUGAUCUGCCCGGAGAGAGCUCCGUGGUUGAAUCUGAAACUAUCUCAGUUUCAUCUCACAGCACUCUCACUCCCCCUCAGAGUAUUCCCCCUCCACCUCCUAUACAGCUUCUCCUCCACCCUCAGGUUGUACCCCUGAACACCCAUGGUCCAGCGAUCCAGGAGCCCUCCCCUUCCCCAGAAGUCUCUAUCCCACCAGAAAAGGCUGAAGAACCUGCUCCUUCUCCACCUGUAAACAUUCCUUUAGCUCCACCUUUACAGGGCCUUGCCAGCAUUAAGGAGCAGCCUAGUCCUGUAAGCACAGACAACCAAACCCUGGAGCCGACCUCUGCCCCCGCUGCACAGGAGGGACCCUCGCUCAGUGUCAGCCCCUCCCUUCUGGAGAUGGUCAAGCUGCGGUCAGUCAGCAGCAGUCCUGAGCCUCCUAAAGCUCAGGAGCCAGCAGCGGUGGAGGUUACCAUGAGGAAGCAGCAGCCUAGCAACCCUGCCCCCCCUCAUCUGCCAGUGACCCCCUGCAGCACAGCGAGCUUUAUCUUCUCCAAGAGCAACAAGAGGGUGGUGAUCGAGACCAAGCCGGCACCGGAGGACAUGGCCACUGUACAGAAGGUGGCAGGCGAAGCGAAGUGGGUCAAGAAGGAAGUUAAGGUGCCACCACCCGUUGCAAGGAAACCAAAAACGAAGGGGAAAGAGAUCGAGGACAGUGAAGGGACGGAGCAAACUGCAGGACAGGAAGCACUACAAGACGGUGUCAAGGAUGCUACGUAGAAAAUGAAUGGGACAGCAGGUACUGUUGAAGGAGGAGAGACGCCAUCCACAUGAUUGUAAAGACUGAAGGAGACCUGGGAAGGACUUACCAAUAACACUGAAUCUGCUGCAAGGUCUUUGUGUGAGAAGCAAGCAAGACAAUGGAUUUAGAUGGAUGAGAUGCUUAUCUCAAGGAUUGCAUUUGUAAAAGUUCUGGAUUUUAAAGGAAAUUUUCCGACUUUAACGUUAAUGGUGUGGGUCUUCAUUUUGCUCAAGUUUGCAUUUUACCAGGAAUGAAUACAGCAUAUUUUCUUUUGCCAGAGGUGCUUCUGAGCUUUCCGUUAGACGAGAUGGGAAUAUACCGCCCUCUAGUGUCACACUUCGACGUAUGUCCUGCUGAACCAGCUUGAGAUGUAACAAUGGGACUUUUGGGCGCUCAUCUGUAAAUAUAGCAUGAUUUUGUACAUUCAACAUAUCCAGCAUUGAUGGAUCUGUUCUACAGAGUUCUGUUCUAUAUUUUCUCCAAAACGGUUUCCACAGCAAUUACAUUAGUUAAAAAGUAUUAAUUAUCUUAAGUUAUUUGUUUCCUGUUUUCAUAUUCAGAGGAGAGUCUCCACAGACAGGUGUUAAACCUGUGUAUCAUCAUUUAAAAUCAAGUUUGUUUGUAUCGCUUAAUCAUGUCCAAAUAUGUGUUCUCUAAAAUCCCACAUGUCCUUUUUUAUGAUUAAAAGCUCUUUGUGGGUGCAAUGAGAUGUCACAGAACCAAUGAGCAGACCUGCAAAGCAAUAUCUUUUCUGCUGCUUUUAGUUACUGAUAAUGGAGGCUUUGCCCUUUCUCAGUUGAUGCUCAACAGUGGGAUAUGUCUGUAUUGAACUAUAAUAUAUUUCAAACUGGUUUCAGACACUGUAUUGUAAGAAAUCAUUUAUAAUGGAAAGAAUAAAGAUUUAUGGACGGAUCAAAUCGUCAAAUGGA
Molecule: messenger RNA, 3540 nt
Organism: Gymnodraco acuticeps
Lineage: Eukaryota; Metazoa; Chordata; Actinopteri; Perciformes; Bathydraconidae
Product: extensin-2-like
Exons: 6
Coding region: 1-2589 (862 amino acids)
Source: RefSeq, a predicted model, not a curated record